This is a messenger RNA of Phragmites australis (common reed), 1634 nucleotides long. RefSeq names its product cytochrome b561 and DOMON domain-containing protein At3g07570-like. Bases 179 to 1489 code for a protein of 436 amino acids. The transcript is spliced from 3 exons. NCBI's taxonomy places the organism in Eukaryota, Viridiplantae, Streptophyta, Magnoliopsida, Poales, Poaceae. The record is from RefSeq and is a predicted model, not a curated record.
CACACGCCAUCUGCUUAUUUAAACGCGCCAUUAUCUGGUUCAUCACUCCAGGCUCGCUGUGCACCCCACGACGCCCACAGUUUCCGACUGGAUCAAUCGCCAGACCUCACCAUCUCGAUCGACACCACCAAGCUCGCGAAAACCACCUUGAGUUCGUUCACCCCACCGUGCAUGCACCAUGGCUAGAAUCGCGAGAGCAGGUAAACGCUCGACCCAGCAAUGCACGCUGCGCUCUCUCCCGUUCCUCCUCAUGGCGCUCUCCUUUGCCGGUUCGAACUUGCCCUUGGCGAGCUCGCAGAGCGGGGCGGACUCGUGCGGCAACGCCCUCAGCCUCGGCAGCCUCGUCCCCUUCAACACCACCGGCCUCGCCUGCUUCCAAGCAUGGACCUCGCAAGACUUCAUCCUCAGAUUCAGCAAGGCGGCGUCGGGGAGCAACGUGUGGAGCUUCGUGCUGUCGGCGCCGGACAACGGUGGGUACAUCUCCAUCGGGUUCUCGCCUACGGGGCGGAUGGUGGGGAGCAGCGCCGUGGUCGGGUGGGUGACGGCAGCCGGCGCGGGCUCCGCGAAACAGUACUACCUCGGCGGGACAAGCUCCAGGGCGUGCCCGCCGGACCAGGGCAAGCUGGCGCUCGCGAGCGCCGCCGCGCCGACCAUCGUGUCCAAGGGGUCCCGGCUCUACCUCGCCUUCCAGAUCACCGGGCAGCCGCUCACGAACGUCGUCUACGCCGUGGGACCCAGCGGCAGCUUGCCCGGGUCCAACGGGCUGCUGCCGGAGCACCAGGGCAUGUCAGCCGGCACCAUCAGCCUGUCCGGCGGCACCAGUGGCGGGGGGAGCCCUGCUACCGGUGGCGGUGAUGAUGACGAUGAUGGCGAUGAGGACGGAGAAGGACAGGAUAAGCGUAACGGCUCAGAAGAAGGCAGCGGUGACGGUGGCGAGGGGAAGGGAGAGAGCCGCACAUCUCCGACUUCAGCAUCCAGCUCGGGCGCGAGCGGCGGCAGCGCCGUCCUGAGCGCGAAGCGUCGGCACGGCGUGCUGGCGGUGAUCAGCUGGGGCGUGAUGAUCCCGGUGGGCGUGGCGCUCGCGCGCUUCUUCAAGCGCUUCGACCGGUUCUGGUUCUACGCGCACAUCGUAGCGCAGGGCCUCGGGUUCGUGCUCGGCGUGGUGGCGGUCGUCGCCGGGUUCAAGCUCGACGACGACGACGGCCCCGUCGCCAUCCACAAGGCCAUUGGCAUCGUCAUCCUGGUCUGCGCCUGCUUGCAGGUGAUGGCAUUGCUAGCGAGGCCGGCGAAGGAGACGAAGGCGAGGAGGUACUGGAACUGGUACCACCACAACGUGGGCAGGGUGGCCAUUGCUCUCGGCGUCGCCAACAUCUUCUACGGGCUCUCGUUGGCGAAGGAAGGGCAGGAGUGGAGCUACGGGUACGGGAUCCUCGUCGGGAUUUUCGCGGUCGUUUACCUCGUUCUCGAGGAGUGGAGGCGCAGGCAUUGAUCCCUCGCGCCGCUCCAGCUACACGUUUUUCUUGGCCCCUCUCGUGUUGUUGCCAUGCCGGGCCCUCGUAUGCAUUUGAUUAGCAUUGAUGUGUAUUAUUUCUUCUUGUGACACUAUUUGGUGUAUAGCGAGCCUGUGAUGUACU